AUGUCGGGGAAAAAUGAGUUGUCGGACUUCGAACAGCAGCGCUUAGCAAAUAUUGCCGAGCGCGAUGCGCUGUUGAAGAAACUAACUCUCGAAUCGCAAUCCUCGGGACUCUUCGCAAGCCCUCAGACCUCCCGCAGCAAUGGCGCGAAACUGAAAAAGCGCGCAGCUCCCAAAGUGAAGACUGAGGAAGUUAUCACACCGCGGCGCACAUCCUCACGCCUUAAGGGCAUUGCGGCCGAGAGUGAAGUAGCGAAGCGCAAGGCCGACGACCAAUAUGAGGCGAUGCGCGAAGCAGAUAGACUCAAGAGGAUGCGCCGGACAGACUCAUUCAGCCAGGCGGAUAUGUUCAUUUCUGGGCAGAAGCUUAGUCCUGAUAGCCUGAUCGGCGUGGAUGUUAUCACCAAGGGUGUUGCAAAGCCCUAUGAGAGGACCUUUGGGGAAGAUGAAAUUGAGAAGACGACGGACAAAGAUCUAAAGGCUCUUCGGGAGGAGAUGAAUGGGCUGAAAUUGUGGGAGUCUUGGGACCCUCAACGGAUCAAGAUCACCCCGGAGCGUGUGUAUAGCAUGGUCUUUCACCCAUCCGAAUCCAAACCUCUUAUAUUCGCGGGCGACAAACUAGGUCAUCUGGGCAUGUUAGAUGCUUCGCAGGAAAAGCCUACCCCGGGCGAAGACGACGACGAGGAUGACUUUGAUCCAGAUCCAGUCCUAACCACAUUGAAGCCACAUACUCGGACCAUUAGCGCAAUGAUGGUCAACCCCUCAAAGCCGACACAUUUGUAUACGGCAAGUUACGACAGCUCGAUUCGAUCACUGGACUUGGAGAAAAUGGUCUCUUCAGAGACCUAUGCUCCCGAAUCUACUACUAUUGACGAGGCACUCUCCGGAGUAGACAUGGCUCCCGAUGACCCUAACACAUUGUACUGGACUACACUCCAGGGUGGAUUCGGGCGAUACGAUACACGAACGCCGCGGAAAGAUACCAAUGUGUCAAACUGGGAACUCUCUGAGAAGAAGAUCGGGGGCUUCACACUGUGUCCCACCCAGCCCAACUACUUCGCCACGGCCAGUCUAGAUCGAUUCCUGAGACUGUGGGAUCUGCGCAAGCUGUCGCCGGAGGAUCCCAUUCCUGUUGCCGAGGAUGAAAGCCGGCUGUCUGUUUCCCACGCAGCUUUCAAUUCUGCUGGGCAGAUUGCCACCUCGUCCUACGACGACACAUUGAAGAUAUACGAUGUGGGCGCAAAGGGUCUCUUUUCGUGGAAGCAGGGCCACACACUUUCAGCAAAGGAGUUUAAGCCAGACACAGUUGUCCGCCACAACUGCCAGACUGGCCGCUGGGUUACUAUUCUCCGCCCUCAAUGGCAACCUAACCCGCAAUCUUCCAUCCAGCGCUUCUGUAUCGGCAACAUGAACCGUUUUGUCGACGUGUACAGCAGCAAUGGGGAUCAGCUUGCACAGCUUGGUGGAGAUGGGAUCACGGCUGUUCCUGCCGUGGCUGUAUUCCACCGUAGCAAGAACUGGGUUGCUGGUGGCACCGCUAGUGGCAAGCUCUGCUUGUGGAAGUGA
Molecule: messenger RNA, 1563 nt
Organism: Penicillium psychrosexuale
Lineage: Eukaryota; Fungi; Ascomycota; Eurotiomycetes; Eurotiales; Aspergillaceae
Product: WD domain protein
Exons: 3
Coding region: 1-1563 (520 amino acids)
Biological process (GO): regulation of DNA damage checkpoint
Cellular component (GO): nucleus
Molecular function (GO): protein binding; DNA binding
Source: RefSeq, a predicted model, not a curated record